GGGGCCGUGCCCGCGGCUUCCAGAGAGUUCGGAGACGGCGGCGGAGCGGCGAGGGUGCACGUCACAGCGAGGAAGAUGGUGAAGGAGACGGGCUACUACGACCUGCUGGGCGUACGGCCAGGUGCCAGCUUGGACGAGAUCAAGCGGGCGUACAGGCGCCUGGCGCUGCGCUACCAUCCCGACAAGAACCCCAGCGAGGGCGAGCGGGUACGUGCAGCCCCCCGGCCCCCCUCAUUCAAGCAGAUCUCCCAGGCCUACGAGGUGCUGUCGGACGCCCACAAACGGGCGCUGUACGACCGUGGUGGCGAGCGAGCCAUGAAGGAAGGUGGCCUGGGUGGCCGCGGGGGAGGCAGCGGCUUCGGCUCCCCCAUGGACAUCUUCGACCUCUUCUUUGGAGGGGGAGUGCGGAUGCGUGGCCGGGCAGACAGGAGAGGGAAGACAGUGGUGCACCAGCUCUCGGUGUCGCUGGAGGACCUGUACAAUGGCUCCACACGGAAGCUGUCCCUGCAGAAGAACAUCAUCUGCCGCAAGUGUGGAGGCUGCGGGGUACGGGAGGGUGCCCAGAGAAGGUGCCCCAAGUGCCAUGGCUCGGGCAUGGAGGUUCGUAUCCACCAGCUGGGGCCCAGCAUGAUCCAGCAGAUCCAGACAGUGUGUUCCCAGUGCCAGGGCCAAGGCGAAUGGAUCCGGCCCCGGGACUGCUGCCUCACCUGCAACGGCCGCAAGGUUGUGCGGGAGAAAAAGAUUCUCAGUGUCCACCUGGAUAAAGGGAUGAAGGAUGGGCAGAAAAUCACCUUCCAUGAGGAAGGGGACCAGGUGCCUGGCCUGGAGCCCGGGGACAUCAUCAUUGUCCUGGAUCAGAAGGAGCAUCCUGUUUUCCGGCGCAGCGGUGACGACCUCAUUGUCAGGAGGGAGAUCAGCCUGGCAGAUGCCCUGUGCGGGUGCCGGCAGGUGAUCCGCACCCUGGACAACCGCACCCUGCUCGUGUCCUCCCCACCAGGUGACGUGAUCCGGCCUGGGGACCUGAAGUGUAUUCCCAACGAAGGGAUGCCUGUCUACAGGAGCCCCUUUCAGAAGGGAAAGCUCAUCCUGCAGUUCGAGGUGAAGUUCCCCGAGCCAGGCUGGCUCCCUGCUGACCGCCUGCGCCAGCUCCAGGCCUUCUUCCCACCGCAGGAGGAGGUGAUGGCCACUGAGGACACAGAGGAGGUGGAGCUCAGUGAUUACACAGCACACGGUGGGCCCGGCCGGCGGCCCUACACUGGAGAAGCCUAUCACGAGGAUGACUUCGAGGACGGGAUGCGCCAGCAUGUCCAGUGCCAGACCUCAUAGCGGGGAGGGGGGGGCCGGAGUUCCCCGGGCACAGGCGGGGCAGGGCCAGGGCCGAGGGGUGGGGAGAGGGCUGGCGGAGCCACCACGUUCAGGGAUGUACAUAUGUCGCCUUUCCGACAGCACUUCACCUCCCUUGGCCCCCCGGGAACAGGCGGAACCUCCCAGUGAGGUGGCUGAGCUGGGUGAGGUUCCCCCUGCCCUGCCUCCAGCCCCGAGGCAAUGGAGUUGCCGUGGCGGGUGCUUGGGUGGUGUGGGGCCGGGUCGAGUUACCUGGCACAUCCCACACUGGGAAGGCUCAGCCCUGGCCUGAAAGGAGGAGAGGAGGAGGGGGUGCCCGGUUUCCCCAUCUGGCGUGGUGGGGCCAAGCUUGUGCUGAAGCCAGUGUGGGGAGGAAGAGAACUGCCCACCCCUUUCGGGGAUGCCCCACUCCCGGCCCUACACUGCGGGGGCCUGCUGCCUGGGCCCCCAGCCCCUUGCUUUGCCCAUUUCUUUCCUUACUGGAGCCUGGCUUAAGCCUGGGAUGCAGAGGGGGUGGCUCUUUUCUCUUUGCACAGGACAGGAGGGGUUGGGAGGGACCUGUCCCUUCCCUUUAAUUUAUUUUUGGAAGAAUUUUAGAAGUUGUUUUUUUGU
Molecule: messenger RNA, 1956 nt
Organism: Cinclus cinclus
Lineage: Eukaryota; Metazoa; Chordata; Aves; Passeriformes; Cinclidae
Product: dnaJ homolog subfamily A member 1-like
Exons: 8
Coding region: 76-1326 (416 amino acids)
Biological process (GO): protein refolding; response to heat
Cellular component (GO): cytoplasm; cytosol
Molecular function (GO): ATP binding; Hsp70 protein binding
Source: RefSeq, a predicted model, not a curated record